Molecule: messenger RNA, 201 nt
Organism: Lindgomyces ingoldianus
Lineage: Eukaryota; Fungi; Ascomycota; Dothideomycetes; Pleosporales; Lindgomycetaceae
Exons: 1
Source: RefSeq, a predicted model, not a curated record
AUGUGCACAGAAUACCACUGGCGCUUCCGUCGCUGUGGCCACACACGCUUCUUCUCAUGGCAAUACUGCUCGGAUCUGCACAAAGGCGAACGAAGUCCUGAAGCGGGACGUUCGUGUCUUGGAUAUCAGUUGCAGUAUAAAGACAACCAGGAGGCGUAUAACUGCUACCAGUGCAUGCAUGCUCGGACACGGCGCACGGGA